GGGCUAAAAAUUUGCCCCUAAAUUGGUUGUUAACAUCACUGUUAGUUACGUUGCACAACGUAACAUCACUCUUACCUGACGUAAAGGGAAAUGUCAAAUGUGAUAAAGAGGUUAAAGCAAAAGUGGAUAAUAAAAAGUGAAUAAUCCAAUACUGUAAACUUUUUGACAUGCAGUUUCCAGAAAUCGAUCAAUAAUAAUUCUUAGCGUUUUUACAUCAUUUAGUUUAAUUUUUUAUCCAAAAGGAUAUAAUUUAUAAAAAUCUAAUUAAACUUAUGGUCCACUCGCUCUCAGUUCUGCAUUGUUUUCGUUGAUUAAAUUUGUCAAAUUUACCUUGACGUAUUGGCAAUGGGUUGUCAAACGCAGGCAAGCGAAAGAGUGCUAAACGUAAUAGUGACAAGCAAGCCAGAAAACGAAAAGAAAUACCAGUGGAAGGAAGUGUAAAAACGGAUCGCGAAAAAUUGUUUAAUUAAUUGUGUUACUUUGCCGGAAGCGGCUUUGGUAUCCUAAUAACAAGAGGAAACAAUUUAUAAGCGGUGUCCACGGCUGGUCAAAAGGCACUCUGAAAGAGGUGCGUCUGUGUGUAGUGACGCACACCCCACCCCCGUUUAAGUAUAAACAUAACGCAAACGCACUUGGAAUAUUACCCACACGAGCUCACGAAUUCCACAAACGCGAUGCAUAGUGGAGAAUAAUGAUUCAAUGGAGCAAAUAUUGAUGCAGCCAUAGCUUUACACGAUGUCGCUCUUGCUACUUUCAUUAGAUUGUCGAGAGCCAGCAACGCGUUGAGAGCGUUCCCGUGCAUCCGUGCGCCAAUUAUCGAACUGAAAAGAAAAUUAUUCAACGCUGCCACUGGCCAUUUUUAACGUGCAUCCCAGUGUUACUAAAAGAAAUAAAAAAUUCUUCAAUAAAUCUGAAAGCCAGCACAUAAGCUUGAAUUUGUCUCCUUUGUCUUCAACAGCCGAUAUUACCCGCCUUGUCGCGCCCAACGCAUAAACGUGAAACCGCGCGCGUACACGUUCGGUUGUAAAAGAGACCCUGAGCAAAAAUCGAUUUUUCUUUGAUUUGCACGUUGCUAAAGUGGGUUUAACAUUUAUCAUACUUAUAACAAAAAGGUAAAUAAAUGAUAGUGUGUAGUCUGACGAAUACCAGUAUCAAUAAAUAAUUUGCAAAAACUAUUUCGAUUAACUCAAAACAUUCCAUUAUCUUAAAAAUACAGAUAAAACAUCGGAAUAAUUCGCUGGCAAAUGUGAAAAUUUAAGUAAAACAAAGAGCAGUCAUUGAAUAAAGCAAAGCACACAAGAGACGGAAAGCAAAGUGAAAGAAAAAUCCGAUACACAAAAAACCAUCUCCCUACAACCAAAAUCCAAUUCACUCUCAUUCAACGCUGCUUAAGCAUUCUAGUAACAAUUUGUGCUGAUUUUUGCCAUCAUAACUCUACCCACUUAUUGUUAUUCGGAAGCUUUUCGUCGAUAAGCUACGUUUCCGACGUGUUCGUCCAACAGCGUCAUCACCUUCAUCAUCACCAAAGGCGAACGCAACAGCAGCAAGUAGCAGAUACCAACAGUUUUUCUCCCAGCGCGUGUGUUUGGGGUGCAAGGAAUAGAACGUGGUCAGUAAAAGUAAAGCAUACAUUUUUGUGCUUGACAAGUGCAAAAGUUGCAGAUACGAAUUAAGAACACUCGAUUUCGAAACCAAAUAAAUAAAUUUAGUGGUUAGUGUGUAAAAUUUUUACGAUUAUUAAACACUCUCAACCACAAAAAAGUCUGUGGAUACGAAAUUGCCAAGCAAAAGUGAGGCAGAAAGUGAGUCAUGCAGCGGUUGCUAUUGUCACUUACGCUAUCGCUAUCGUCGCUGUUAACGUCGCCAAAAUUAUUUUCAAAAGUAGCUGUGGAUAUCGCAGUAAAUUGAAUUUGUUGACCGUGAGCGUUGCCUUCAGCGCUCCGUUUGCCAUUACGCACGCUAAAACCAGCCGCUCCGCCCCUAAUCGCAUCGUGGUAUAAACGUGUGAACGAAGAUAUUUAGAGAUAAAUUUGUUACAGACGACUCGUAAAUAUAUUAAAUAACAAAAACAAAGUGCUUCAUGGGAAAAUUUAUUAGAAGUGCCAAUAUCCUAAAUUAAAAAUUAUAAUUUUCGAAGAUACGCCUCGAAAUCGACGAUAAUCAAGACGGGGGUACGGGCGUUUGUCCAAACGUUUGCAUUUCGCAAGGAAAAAUCGAUAAUCGCUAGUCACGAGCGACAACUACCGCGCGCGUCCACCCGCCACCGCAACCGAAAAUACAGGCUUAGAAAGUGUUGCACACACGCGGUGCGCUGGGAGGCCGACAAAAUUCUACAGUGAAAAGGCCGAAAAGAAUAAUCGCGUGAAAGAAAAAAUAAAUAAAAAAUAUAUUGUGCUGGUGUCAAGUUUAUCCAAAGAGAUCGAAUUUGGGAAAUUCAACUAUGUAAAUGAAAUUGCAUAAAAAAGUGAUAACCGAAACUAGCGUCUUAGAGGAGCAUUGACUGCCAAAAAAAUACAUAUAAAUUAAUAAGUUUUUAUCGCCUUGAAAUUGAAGCACUCGUUCCCCUUGUCCCUUAAAAAAUAAUCACCGUAAAGUUGAGCUCAACAAAGUCAACGAACGACGUGAGCAAACGUCAACGAAAGCCAGUUUGCUUAUAAAAGAUAAUUAGAAUAAAAAUUAAGUAAAACUUGGAAUAAAUACCGGCAGUGUAGUGUUCCAGUUUAACGAGAAAUUUUACCACUGUGAAACAAACUUUAUAAAUUUAAAGGCAAACAACCUUCAACGCCUUUGUAGUAAAAACCAUCUGCAAAAUGACAAAAGACAGAUUAGCCGCACUUCACGCCGCUCAAUCCGAUGACGAGGAGUCUGAGGAAGUGGCGGUCAACGUGGAUGCCCAUGAUUCCUACAUGGAUGAGUUCUUCAAGCAGGUGGAGGAGAUACGUGGCAUGAUCGAUCGGGUGCAAGACAAUGUCGAAGAAGUUAAAAAGAAGCACUCGGCUAUUCUAUCCGCCCCUCAAUCUGAUGAGAAAACCAAACAGGAGCUGGAAGAUUUAAUGGCCGACAUUAAGAAGAAUGCGAAUCGCGUCCGUGGAAAACUAAAAAGCAUCGAACAAAAUAUCGAGCAAGAGGAGCAGCAAAACAAAUCGUCCGCCGAUUUGCGUAUACGCAAAACACAGCAUUCAACGCUUUCACGAAAAUUCGUCGAGGUGAUGACAGAAUACAAUCGCACGCAGACGGAUUACAGAGAGCGCUGCAAAGGCAGAAUACAACGUCAGUUGGAGAUUACCGGCCGUGCAACGACCAGUGAAGAGCUGGAAGACAUGCUGGAGCAGGGCAACCCAGCCGUAUUCACGCAGGGCAUUAUAAUGGAGACGCAACAGGCCAAACAAACUCUGGCCGAUAUAGAGGCUCGUCACGCUGAUAUUAUGAAGUUGGAGACAUCGAUCAAAGAGCUGCACGACAUGUUUAUGGAUAUGGCUAUGUUGGUGGAGUCGCAGGGCGAAAUGAUCGAUCGCAUUGAAUAUCAUGUGGAGCAUGCUAUGGACUACGUGCAGACGGCAACUCAAGAUACAAAGAAAGCGCUCAAAUACCAGAGCAAGGCGCGCCGAAAGAAGAUCAUGAUCCUGUUAUGUUUGACUGUGUUGGGUCUCAUAGUUGCUUCAUAUGUUGGCACAACUUUCAUGUAAAUGCAAUUACAUUAUUACUAUUACAUACAUGUUUAUUAUUUAUUACAUACAUACAUAUAGUUACAAAGAAAAGUAUAGCAACAAAGUAAUAACAAUUAUUAUAACUAGUUAUUAUAUAGCUCUUGUGUCGCGCGCUCCAAGUAAAAAAUAUUCAAAAUAUGUUGCUAAAUGUCACAACAACAAAACUCAGCAUCAGUCUGCUCUGAUCGGCUGCUGCUGAGUUGCGAGCGAUUUAGAAAGCGAUUAGAGUAUCUAAAUACAAAUGCCAUGCGGCCGUAAAUGCUGCCAAUUUGUAA
Molecule: messenger RNA, 3982 nt
Organism: Rhagoletis zephyria (snowberry fruit fly)
Lineage: Eukaryota; Metazoa; Arthropoda; Insecta; Diptera; Tephritidae
Product: syntaxin-1A
Biological process (GO): intracellular protein transport; exocytosis; vesicle fusion
Cellular component (GO): SNARE complex; endomembrane system; plasma membrane
Molecular function (GO): SNARE binding; SNAP receptor activity
Source: RefSeq, a predicted model, not a curated record